ACCAUACCAAUUACAAUUUACAAACCCUUUGGUUGACACUUACCAGACUCCACCAAAGUCUUGUUGCGGUGAGAAAAGUGAAAGGGAAGUUUAAUGGCGGAAGUGAAGCACAUUGUGUUGGGCAAGUUCAAAGAUGGGAUCCCCCAAGAAGAGAUCGAUCAGCUUAUCAAGCAAUAUGCUAAUCUCGUCAAUCUCAUCCAACCCAUGAAGUCUUUCCGCUGGGGUAAAGAUGUAAGCAUAGAGAACCUUCACCAAGGCUUCACUCAUGUGUUUGAAUCGACUUUCGAGAGCUGUGAAGGUGUUGCUGAGUACAUUGCUCAUCCGGAUCAUGUUGAGUACGCGAGCAAACUCCUUCCGCAAUUGGAGAAAGUUCUCAUCAUUGACUACAAGCCUGCACCCGUCCAGCUCUGAGUUCAGUAAUUUGCAGAAAGAAUAUCUGGUUUUGCUUGCUCUGUUCAGCUAUGAAGCUUGGAAUUCCUGGAACUUUUGUUUUGAGUUCAAUGGUGACUGUGUUUGCACUAGUGUAAAAUCUGUAUGGAUUCUGUCUCUGUUACUCCUUUAAUAAUUUGAUGGGCUUUGUCCCAGUUAUCCAAUGGGCAAAAUUCUCGAACAUUUGAGUCAA
Messenger RNA from Ipomoea triloba (trilobed morning glory), 622 nucleotides. RefSeq names its product stress-response A/B barrel domain-containing protein HS1. NCBI's taxonomy places the organism in Eukaryota, Viridiplantae, Streptophyta, Magnoliopsida, Solanales, Convolvulaceae. The transcript is spliced from 2 exons. The record is from RefSeq and is a predicted model, not a curated record. Gene Ontology annotation, biological process: pollen tube adhesion. Bases 94 to 411 code for a protein of 105 amino acids.